CCAGCAGCACCCUUCACCUCCACAAUUGCUAUUUUCAUACGAUAUCCUGAAUUACUGGCGUGCUGGGAGAAGGGCAUUCGAAGGACCAUUUCUGAACUUCGGCUGAUUUCGACCUCUGCUCAAGCAUCAGUCGCAUACAACCUGUACUCUCCAUUACAUUACUUUCACAUUCCUCAACAUACAUUAUUCGCUUGUUCUACACACAAAACAAACAAUAAAGAGACCGAAGAAGCUUCCAAAGGUCAAGUACAAAAAAAACGGAACAGAAUAAGAGAUACGCCACUGGGCUUACUUCACCAAACGCACUCGCUGCCCGCCUGUACAUCCUCUCCCAAAAUUCCACCAAAAAAUCUCCUGCAAAGCGCAUUGUCGCAAGCGCGAAGAGAAAUGGCUCGCGGUGGCAGCGGACGCGGUAGAGGUGGCAAGAGGGAGAUGUCACGCGAACAGCAGGUUUCGAGGAAGGUCAGUUGGCUAUUGAGGCACGGGGCUGGCUCGGAGGGGUUGAAGUUGGGAAAAGGGGGGUAUGUCGGGGUUGCUGAUGUCCUCAACACAAACGCUCUGAAAUCCUUAAAGAUAACUUUCCCCGAACUCAAGGAACUCGUGGCAACAAACGACAAGCAACGCUUCUCCAUGAUCCCCGCAUCCUCUCUCUCAACAGUCGAAGCGGCCGAAGAAGCAAAUCCAGGCGAAACCCCUCAACCACCCCUCCCUUCUAUCGACGAAUCUUCCGAGGAUCCAGCAGACUACCUAAUCCGCGCCAACCAAGGUCACUCCAUCAAAGUCGACACAGAAGGCCUCCUCACCCCACUCACCCUCACCUCGCCCGCCCUCCCCGAAACAGUCGUCCACGGUACCGACGAGCGCGCAUGGUCUCUCAUCCUGAAGUCCGGCGGAAUGCGUAGCAUGGGCCGCACGCACAUGCAUUUCGCGUCCGGGCUACCUGCGGGCUUCAAAACCGUGGAUCCGGCAUCUACUACUACUGCUACAACUCAAGCCGCGUUACCGGUUAUUUCCGGUAUGCGCAACUCGUCGACAGUGCUUAUCUACAUCGAUAUCCGUAAAGCGCUUGAGGCUGAGAUCCCGUGGUUCGUCAGCGAGAAUGGCGUACUGCUUUCGUCUGGGAAUGAUGAUGGCGUGUUGGGUUGCGAGUUCUUCUCGCGCGUGGAGAAGAGAGGGAAACGCGGGGAUGCUGGUGGAUGGGAAGUGCUUAUGAGCGAAGGAAAUGUGCCUGAAGGCGUUGUUGUUGAUGUAGAUGCUUGGGAGAAGGAGGUUGGGGGGAAAGGAAAGAGAGGUGGGCGAGGUGGUGGUAGGGGUAGGGGGAAGGCGAAGGUCAAUGAUGAUUCUGCGGAUUUGCUGGCUGGUGUUUGA
Periconia digitata is the source of this 1368-nucleotide messenger RNA. NCBI's taxonomy places the organism in Eukaryota, Fungi, Ascomycota, Dothideomycetes, Pleosporales, Periconiaceae. The record is from the annotation of a GenBank genome assembly.